This is a messenger RNA of Adelges cooleyi (spruce gall adelgid), 1500 nucleotides long. RefSeq lists its product as uncharacterized. The record is from RefSeq and is a predicted model, not a curated record. The coding region runs from base 192 to 1037 and encodes 281 amino acids. The transcript is spliced from 8 exons. Lineage: Eukaryota; Metazoa; Arthropoda; Insecta; Hemiptera; Adelgidae.
GUCGGCCGUCAUCGUUGCUCAUUGUGGUGUAGUUCCCGCUGGGUUUUCCCCGCCGGUCAAGAAAUUCGAGCGCCGUUUGUUCGAGUGUCGAUUUGCCGUGAUGUGUCUGUCGUCUUAGUGCGUGUGUGCUCGAGUGCUGCUGUUUCGACUACCAAGUCCGAAAAUAGAAGAGGGAGCGCCAGAGGAACAAAAUGAGGGUCUGGGUCUCGUUGUCGACAAGCUGGUGUUGCGUGCUGGGUCUGAUGCUGUUAACAGAAUGUAAAGAUCUGUUCGAACUCACGGCCGUCGUUCCUAGGUACGCUAAAUUGGGCGAGAGCGUGGUACUCAAGUGCAAUCACACCGUUUCCGAAAACGAUCUAUACAAAGUCCAAUGGACCAAGAGCGGUAACAAACUGUUCCAGUACAUCCGGGGUCGAAAGCCGCCUUACAUCAACAACUCCAUACCCGGUGCUCAGAUAGACUGGGAUAACACGGAACCCUCACAACUGGGUCUUCUCAACUUACAGCACGAUGCUUCCGGUCAAUACGGUUGCACGGUUACCUUGGAAUCGCCUAUUUAUAGCAAAAAUUCAGAAUACCGAGACCUCACCGUUAUCAAAAUUCAAGAAAGAGACCCGGUAAUAAAAAUAUCCAAAGUCGUAUUCAACGUGGGCGAGAUCUUGGAAGCUACUUGCACUUCGGGUCCAUCGAAACCCGUACCGGAAAUAACUUGGCUCAUCAACGGACGAAAGCCGCCCGACACGUACAUGAAGCCCAUCGUCAAAGCUGCGUUGAACUCGGCCGCGGCCAUGCUGUUGACACUGCCGGUGUCAGAGCGACUAGGCGCCGAAGUGCACCUCACCUGCCUGUCCACCAUUCCCGGGUUCCUGGGCCACAAUCAUCUGGAUUACGCCGACUACAGAACGCAGUCUAUCAUAGUGAGUGUGGCAGCCAAACCCGAGCCCGUUACCGCGGGUUGCGCCAAACAAAUCAUCAACAAGUUGACCGCGAUGAUCACAGCCACCGUCAUCGUCUUUGGGAUACAAAAACGAUAUUAAUUAACUACUCUUCCAAUUACUUACACCGCUCUAUGUAACCGUAACGGUGUAUUUACCGUGCAUUUAUUGUUGUUCCUCCCGCCCUCUCCCACACUGAGUUUCUUAUCGUCCAUCCUUUCCUUUUGUCUGCUUAUCUCUGAAUAUUUAUUCUCAAUAGCGUCUCGCUCCUUAAAUAAUUUACCGUGGCUUCGGAUCUCAAUCAAAUAGAAUCUUUUGGACAGGCCACAACAGCGUUUUCAUCUUUAAAAAACUGCUACAACUGCUACUACCUCCGUAUUCUAUCAAAUUCUAAAAAAAAUCAUAAAUUGUUGUUCCACUUAAGCUGCGCAUUAUUUCUGAAAAAUCGUGUUUGUAAUAAUUAACAUUUAUUGUGAGUUUAUUUCUAAAUAAAAAAAUGUAAAUACAUUAUAUAUAUUAUAUUAAUAGUUUGAAUUUUGUCGGCACAGGAUUGAACAUUUCUUUC